UCGGCUGCAUUAUUAUUAUUAUUUUCCCCGCACUCGACGGUUGUACGCUCACCUGGCUGGAUGUGCUCUUUUAUUAGCACUGAUAACAUUUUUGCCCGACUGCCGCUAUUCUUCGGACCUUGGCUGCCAUUAUCUUUUCAAUGGACUAAUAUUGACUUGAUUGCCGGCGGACGCAGUCAAUACCCGUGUAGUUUCUCUCGCGGAGAACCGCUCCGGCGUCCACGAUGGACGGGUACCAAAGCGAGAGGCAGCCGCUGCUCGGCGGCCAAACCACCUUCCAGUACAUGCGCCCCAGGGCCAGGCGAAUGGUCAUCAGACGCAUGUGGUCCAGGGUAUUGCUCGAACUGCGUGGCGGCUACUCCAGGGUGAACCAACGUUAUCUGCGGAAGGUGAAUCGCCCGAAGGAUUUUGCGCCGAUGGAACGGAAGGACAGCAUGUUGUGGGUGAAAAUGCUGGCACAGUGCAGCAGUCCGUACAUCACGGAAAGCCAGUUCAUUCCCGACAUGGCCAUCAACGCCAUCGAAUCCGGCGGCCUUGCUGUUUUCUAAAAAGACUAUAUCAUACCCCUUAAAGUUCCUGACUCUUCGUUCAUAAUUCUUUGAGACUCUCUGUACAUAUAAAAACUAGGUUAUAAGUUGACGACUGAUCUUUGUAUUUGUGAUAUCGACUCAGUGGUGAAAAUUGGAUGCAAGCUCCCCAAGGCCCACCAAACUGCCCUCCGGGAUUGGAAUAUCUGACCAUGAUUGACCAGCUCCUCGUUCACCAGAAAGUAGAGCUGCUUGAAGCUAUGACCGGCUUUGAAACGGCAAACAAGUACUCGAUCAAGAACAGCAUGGGUCAGAAGGUCUACAGCGCCAAAGAGAGCAGCGGAUGCCUUGUGAGGAACUGCUGCGGCCCCAACAGGCCCUUCGACAUGAAAAUAUAUGAUAACUUUGGAAAUAUGGUCAUUCAUCUUCACCGUCCGUUCGCUUGCCAGAGCUGUUGUUGCCCAUGCUGGUUACAGAGCGUGGAAGUGACCGCACCUCCUGGAACCUUGGUCGGAACUGUGGAACAGAACUGGAGCAUCUGGACUCCUCAUUUCAGCAUUAAGGAUGCAGCUGGCAAUGUUGUACUUAAGAUCAAGGGCUCCUUCUGCACUUACAGCUUGUGCGGCGAUGUCGAGUUUAAGCUAUCUCAAGAACUGCAAGGGCCACCAAACAAAACGGAAGGAUUUUCGGCUUGUGGGAAAAAAUUCGGCCUGCCAGCUAUUUUGGAUUUUGGGGAACCUCAGGAAUCGGCGGCUGGCAGAGUUUUAGCAAUCCAAGCGCUGUACACAAUCACUUCCACUUUGGACCCAACGGAAACAAUGGAAACAACGGGAAUAGUGGAAACGGGAAUGGAAACCACGAAAUGGGAACCAUGGAAAUCACGGAAAUGGAAACAACGGGUAUUGGAACGGAAACGGGUACGGAAGCGGAAAUUGUCCCAGAUGUUCAACUGGCAAGAAUGUCCCAGUGAAACACGCUAAGGCUUCCACCACUAA
Cloeon dipterum is the source of this 1522-nucleotide messenger RNA. RefSeq names its product phospholipid scramblase 1-like. Gene Ontology annotation, molecular function: phospholipid scramblase activity. The record is from RefSeq and is a predicted model, not a curated record. Gene Ontology annotation, biological process: plasma membrane phospholipid scrambling. NCBI's taxonomy places the organism in Eukaryota, Metazoa, Arthropoda, Insecta, Ephemeroptera, Baetidae. Bases 686 to 1507 code for a protein of 273 amino acids. The transcript is spliced from 6 exons. Gene Ontology annotation, cellular component: plasma membrane.